UACGUUCCUUAUCUUUCUCUCUCCCCUCAAAAACCCAAGAAGAAGUAAGAAUACAGCGUUAACAAACAUGAACACGCUGAUCCCGACGUCUCUCUGCAACACCCAGAUUUCAAGCUUCCGUUUUGCUGCUCCAAUCCUCAGAAACAGCUUGCCCCAUGUUCACUCACGCGCCAAAAGCUUCAAAAUACAUGCCACCACUCCCGGUGAAAUAGAUACGCAGUCGGCAGAGGAAGAAACACAAGCAGAAUCCAAUGAAGCAUCCACUGCUCCUGCUGAGCUAGAAAAAGACCUCAAAAAGGUGGUUCAGAAGACUGCUGCAACCUUUGCUCCAAGGGCUUCCACAGCUUCCAAAAACCCUGCUGUGCCUGGAACUGCCCUGUAUACUAUUUUUGAGGUUCAAGGCUAUGCUUCAAUGUUGUUGGGUGGAGCUCUGUCUUUUAAUCUCAUAUUCCCAUCAAACGAACCAGACAUAUGGAGAUUAAUGGGAAUGUGGUCCAUUUGGAUGUUCACAAUUCCUUCACUCCGGGCCCGAGACUGCUCGAAGAAUGAGAAAGAAGCUCUCAACUAUCUCUUUCUCCUUGUCCCAUUAAUCAAUGUUUUAAUCCCAUUCUUCUGGAAGUCCUUUGCAGUUGUCUGGUCUGCAGAUACUAUAGCCUUCUUUGGAAUGUAUGCAUGGAAGUUUGGGUGGCUACAGAGAACAGACUAGGAAUUCAAUGUGAUGGCUGUCUUCAAUUUGAUUGAUAAUCUCAUCACCUACACAUGAUUCUCAAAUUUAUAGCUUGUGAUGCGUGUCUGACAAGAAAUUUCUUAAAGCCCAUUGUUGCUCAACUUACUACCAAGAUGAAGAUGAUUUUGUGAAUCAGCAUGCCAUAGGGCUUGCCCCACAGGCAAAACAGAGACUGAGAGACACCUUCAUUUCCUUCUAAUUAUGUACUGAAUAUACCGACAGAAAAUAUUGACAUGAUUUCUUGUUCUCCUCCUCUGUUUUUAUUCGUGUUUGGGAUGUGUAGUCUUGGGAUGGAUGGAUACAUGUAUAGGGUUCAAAAGCUCAUUUAGAGAAGUUAAUUCAAAAGAUUUGUUUA
Messenger RNA from Corylus avellana, 1082 nucleotides. It is a transcript of the gene RPH1, whose product is annotated as resistance to phytophthora 1. Gene Ontology annotation, cellular component: chloroplast. The record is from RefSeq and is a predicted model, not a curated record. Gene Ontology annotation, biological process: defense response. Lineage: Eukaryota; Viridiplantae; Streptophyta; Magnoliopsida; Fagales; Betulaceae.